Molecule: messenger RNA, 369 nt
Organism: Metarhizium robertsii ARSEF 23
Lineage: Eukaryota; Fungi; Ascomycota; Sordariomycetes; Hypocreales; Clavicipitaceae
Exons: 1
Coding region: 1-369 (122 amino acids)
Source: RefSeq, a predicted model, not a curated record
AUGCCUCGACCGAUAGAGCCCUCUCUGCGAGGGAAUGUGCAAUAUCAACGGCUGCAAGCAUCCAUUAAACUCUUUGGCGCCAUGCUGCUGGUCUUCUUUACCGUGGCUUUCACUGCAGCCGUCCUGCGACUACCGUUGCCGAGGGUCUUGGAAUUGCUUACCCGCUGGGGACCGGGCGGCGCGGAACAGUACGAAGAAAUGAUUUCCAUCAUCUACAUCGUUUGGGGCUACUUUCUCCUUCGGGCGGCCGACAGUCCUUUUGACCACGAACUCUUUCUCGACUUUUCUCUUCACGCCAACGUGGCUCACUUUUCGCUCAUGACUGCCAUGGCAGUGUUGAAGCUUAAACUUUUAUAUAUAUUAUUUUAA